Messenger RNA from Linum trigynum, 1942 nucleotides. The record is from the annotation of a GenBank genome assembly. Lineage: Eukaryota; Viridiplantae; Streptophyta; Magnoliopsida; Malpighiales; Linaceae.
CAUUAGUUGUUUAAAGAAGAUAUAUUAUUUAGAAUAUUAAAUAUAUCAGGAAAGUAAUUAUAUGUGUGUGGGCGGGUACUCAGAGGCGGGUUUAUCUAAAUUCAAACCCAGCCCGACCCGGUGAAUAGUGUAACGAGUUUAAAUCCGAAUCCGAUCCAAAAUCCUUUAACACGGGUUUUACCCGUGUUGACCGGGUUGGGUCGGGUGGGUACCCAUGAGUUCGGGUUUUGUUGCCAUCCCUACUUGGGUGUUACAACUAAAUAUACGAACAGUCCUCUUGGGCCCAAAACACAUUAUCUCGGCCCAAAAAAGAAUUGCCCGGCCCGGCCCGGCCUUUGUGAAUCUGUGCUUUGAAAAGAACAGAGCCAGUUGGCACUUUCUGUGUUCACAGUCUUCGACUCUCAUUCUCCCCGUGCUUCCACCGCAGCAGCGCCGCCGCUUUCCGCCUCCACCGUCUUCAAUAUCCCAACGCCGUUGUCAGCCGCUCGAAUUCCUAAAUGCUUUCCCAAUCAAAUUCCUCCUCUUCCCUCUUCCAUUCCACUCCCCAUCUUCUGCAUUUUCCCACCGUCGCCGCCUCUCAAUCCCUCCUCCGCCUCCCACCUGCCGCCGCCAAUCUCUGCUUCACAACUCUUAGAUUGCAGUCUCAAUUUCCCCUCUCGCUCAAUCGCCAAACCUGCCGUGCUUCCUCUUCGAUGGCGGCAACGUCACAGCUCCCUGAGGAUAGCUCCUUUCUGUCGUCGACGGAGCUCGACGGUUUCGCUGACGUCGCUGGCAGAUUGGCGGACGCUUCCGGUGAAGUCAUCCGGAAGUACUUCCGCAAGAAAUUCGAAAUUCUAGACAAGGAUGAUUCGAGUCCGGUGACGAUUGCCGAUCGAGCAGCUGAGGAAGCAAUGAUUUCGAUCAUAUUGGAGCACUUACCUUCUCACGCAAUCUAUGGAGAGGAGAAUGGUUGGCAGUGUAAGGAGAAGUCUUCAGAUUUCGUCUGGGUUUUGGAUCCAAUUGAUGGCACUAAAAGCUUCAUAACUGGGAAACCACUAUUUGGCACGCUCAUUUCUCUGCUAUUCAAGGGUAAACCGAUACUAGGCAUAAUCGAUCAGCCCAUACUAAGGGAACGAUGGAUCGGAAUGGUUGCAAGGAGAACAACAUUGAAUGGGGAAGAAAUUUCAACUCGCAGUUGCCUGCAACUGUCGCAGGCAUACUUGUACACUACUAGUCCCCAUCUUUUCAGCGGAAAUGCUGUAGACGCAUUUGCUUGUGUUAGAGAUAAGGUGAAAGUGCCAUUAUACGGGUGUGACUGCUAUGCUUAUGCCCUUCUGGCAUCUGGAUACGUAGAUCUUGUCAUUGAAUCUGGUCUCAAGCCCUAUGAUUUUCUCGCCCUGAUCCCAGUGAUAGAGGGUGCUGGAGGGAUUAUUACUGAUUGGAACGGGCGCGAUCUUUCUUGGAAGGCUUCUCAAGAUUCUAAAGCUCCAAGUUUCAAUGUUGUGGCAGCUGGAGACAGGCAGAUUCACCAACAAGCUCUAGAUGCAUUGCAGUGGCCCUGAAGAUGUGCUAUUUGCGACGAAAUCAACUGCCGUAUCUCAACUGCAACAUUUAUUCACCUCGGUAACCAUAGCUAAACAUAAUUUUCUUUAGGACUUAGGAAAGGGCCUGAAAUCAGCGAAGACAGGCAUAUGCUCGGCUACCGGAUCAAAUCAUCCUCUUUUGUGGGAACCAACUACUCCUUCGGCACCGUAGUUCUCAGCCCGGUUAAGGUUUGCAUAUGCACCCCAAUUUCGUAUGAAUGGUAGAUGUUCCUUAGAUUGUAACUUGUAAGGUCGGUUUACUCAGACAUCUUGCUCCGUGACCACCCGGAUGCCUUUUCUUAUGAACUUAGAGGUCCUUCCUGCCACACAAUAGAUUGAGUUCCCGGUUCAAUAGACUCGAAUGAAUAAGCACAGCAAUG